ACCACGCUGGUGAACCACAAGGAGAAAUCGAAGCGAUCGGAGAAGACUUGCCGUGCCAUCGAGCGUGUGGGUCAAGCUGUGCACCUCGCCGUGGAGAAGUUCGUCGCCGUGGGCGAGACCAUAGCCAAUGACAACUAUGACAUCAGAGAGGACAUGACAGCUGCCUGCAGGGAGGCCAGACUUGCAGGAAGUAACAUUGCCAAGCUGACUGAUGUAUCAUAUGAUGCGACGGGACAGAUGACCAGCCCAGCCGGAAAGGGUAACAUGGUUCGUGCAGCCCGAGGUCUUCUAUCGGCCAUUACAAGGGUCUUGUUGAUGGCCGACAAGAUUGUUAUCAAGCAGAUAUCGCAGUCCAGAAAUAGGGUUUCAAACAGCUUAGAGCGUAUUGACAAGACGAGGAGUUUCACAGAGUUUGUUCAAUGCUUCAGUCAGUUUGGCCGAGAAAUGGUGGAACUAGCUCAUCUAACAGGAGAUAGACAAAUAGAUUUAAAAGAUGAGAGAGCAAAAGCCAAGAUGGCGUGCACCCGAUCAACCUUAGAGAAGUCUACCACAAUGCUGCUGACAUCAUGUAAGACGUGCCUUAGACAUCCAGAAUGUGAUCCAGCCAAGAAGACGCGUGACUCAGUCUUCAUCAACAUGAGAAAAGCUCUGUCCAACGUGAACGACAUCAUCUACGACAAGUACGACAACAAGCGCCUCUCCUCGCACUCUUCCCCUAACGGCAUUACAUCGUGGCCUAACAUGCACAGUAUCAUGCAGGAGUUACAUGACCUGGUUGAAACCUCCAAGGUAACUCUUGCGGACGAACCGACAAGAACAAAGAUGCAGCUAGCCAUGGACCUCCUCGUCGACACCACACAGGACUUCACCGACUCGGCCUACACUUCCCACGAACACAGAGAGAGAAUACUGACCCUAUGUGAAAGGGGUAGGGCUAAUCUGACAGCACUCAAUGACCAUGGCAGAACGAUAACACACGACAAGCAUCCAUCAGACAGGCAGGAGGAUGAGCUUGAAGUCCUGGUGGUCAAGAUGGUCAAGUCUAUCUCAGAUCUCAAGAAGCAGCUUCAACACACAGCCCUAGACCAUGCAUCAGAAGUGUUCAAGGUUGGUGAUGACCAUACGACCAUCCAUAAAUUGAAGGAGGUGGCCCUCCAGGGACAGGUGGAAGCAGUCCAACAGCUUACCGUUAGAUUCCAUGAUCAUGCUGACCAAAUUAGAGAAGUAUGUAGAUUACUUGGCCAUGUGUCCAGACUAGCUCCGCUGACCAUAAGUUGUGACCAUGCAGAGAAUAGUAUAGCCACAUCAGAUACACAGUUAACGGGUGCAGCGAUCACCCUAGCAAUGAACCACAACAGUAAGAUAGCCAGAGAGAAUCUUGACGUCUUUGCCGAUACCUGGGAGAUUCAGAUCAACGACCUUAGCACACUGGUCAAGGAGGUCAACGACAACUGCGUUGGCAAAACAAACAACAAACAAGUUUAUCUCUCUCUUCCUAGGCCAGGGGCUGAUAUUAAACACGGUACCACGGUCAAAGCUGCUAAACCGGUCAAGCUGGACGCUCAGGAACAAGCUAAGAUUGCAAAGGUCGGGUUAGAGGUCAAACUGCUGACCUCCGAGGUGGAUGCUGAGACAGAGAAGUGGGAGGACCAAGCGAAUGAUAUCGUAAAGAGGGCCAAGAACAUGUCCAGCAUGGCCUAUGCCAUGUACAUGUUCACGAGAGGAGAGGGGUCACUCAAGACAACAUUAGAUCUCUUCAAACAAGCAGAGUACUUUGCUGAAGAGGGCAACAAGCUCUUCCGAUCAGUCCGGGAGUUUGUAGGGCAGGUGCCCGACUGUCAACUAAGGAGUGAACUUAUGAUGUACUUAGAACAGAUCCCAUCCCAUUGUCAGCAGCUUAACUUCACCACCAAGUCACCAUCAGCCGGCAAAUCAAGCACAUUCAACAAGGUUGACUGUACUAUACAAGAAACCAAGAGUCUACUCCUGUGUAUUGUCAGACUAGUUCCUAUAUGUUACUCAUUAUCCGCAAAGUACAAUGUGACCACUCCAAACUCCCCCACCGCCCGAUGGAGGAGGCCGCCGCCCAUGAUGGAUCUCCAUAGCAACAGCUCCGACAUGGACUCGCCCCUCAGCCAGAGCUCCGGCUUCAUGAGCGACGGUUCCAUCAUGAGAGCGCAGAAAACACUCCACAAAAUGAACUCUUUCGACAGACUCUAACGCAAGCUCCCUGAACCCCAAUUCCAAGAGGGAGGAAGCACCCAUAGAUGGAAGAGUCUUGCCAUUUUGAAAUGUAUUGAAACCUAGCGUAAUUUUAUCCCAGUGAAUGGAAUUGAAUGGAAUUUGUGAGCAUUUCUACCUAUAUGUAUUACCAGGGCCCCGUCCUACAAAGAGUUGAUAUUAAUUGCAACUUAUUUGCGAUCGAUAUCAAGCGCAACUAUAUCCAUAAGAGAUAGGAGACUGCAAACUUACAAAUGAUCCAAAUCACUUGCAAGUCUUUGUAAGAUGGGGCCCAGAUCUUAAAUCACCACGUCUCUGUUGUCACUAUGUCUUACUAUGCAUACACGAGGUGUUGAUAUGUCAGGUGAACCUCAAGAAACUGCUGCGGUGCUCUUGAGAUCUGUGAACUAUGCAUAGGGCUUGCACGCAUGUAGUUGUUGCACUGUCGCAAUCAACUCCAUGGAACAAAUUGGCUGUUUGGAGCCACAAAACACUGUAUUAUAGCACAUCAAUGUUAGUGAAAGUCGUUGUGGCUCCAAACAGACAAAAAUCUGCACCCUAUUAAUAAUGUAUCCCUUUCCUCAGUAUUUGCAAAUGUCUUUUGUAAACAAUCGUAUGAGUACAAAUUGAUCAGCAUUUUUAGGAAUUAGUUCUAUGAUAAAGAUCCCUGUGAUAGAGUUACUUCCUGGGACCCGUUUCACAAAGCCUUUUUUCAAUGACAAAUGACAAUAUCAGUGACAAAUCUGCUGACAA
Molecule: messenger RNA, 2973 nt
Organism: Strongylocentrotus purpuratus (purple sea urchin)
Lineage: Eukaryota; Metazoa; Echinodermata; Echinoidea; Camarodonta; Strongylocentrotidae
Gene: ctnnal1
Product: alpha-catulin
Exons: 17
Coding region: 154-2220 (688 amino acids)
Biological process (GO): cell adhesion; Rho protein signal transduction
Molecular function (GO): actin filament binding; cadherin binding
Source: RefSeq, a predicted model, not a curated record